This is a messenger RNA of Trichoderma asperellum CBS 433.97, 1566 nucleotides long. RefSeq lists its product as uncharacterized. The record is from RefSeq and is a predicted model, not a curated record. Gene Ontology annotation, molecular function: aldehyde dehydrogenase (NAD+) activity. NCBI's taxonomy places the organism in Eukaryota, Fungi, Ascomycota, Sordariomycetes, Hypocreales, Hypocreaceae.
AUGAAGCCUGCUCCAAAUGUCGUGUAUCGACUGAGCUACACUCGGCAGUUUGGUCAUUCUCAACGGCUGUCAUCGCCCCAUCUCGAGACUGAACUAUCCGCACCAAAUGGGACAAGAUGGACACAGCCAUUGGGCUUGUUUAUUAACAACCAAUUCAGCGAAAGUAUUAGAGGAGAUAAAAUUGCCACGACCAACCCAUACACGGAACAGGAGAUUUGCUCUGUAUUCGCAGCUGGGGAGCCCGAUGUAGACAGAGCAGUUCAAGCUGCUCGAGAAGCACUUAAGCAACCUUCAUGGAGACUACUAUCUGGUACUGAGCGGGGCUGCUUGAUGAACCGGUUGGCAGACUUAGUAGACGAGCAUAGCGAAACACUUGCUGCCGUCGAGACGCUUAAUAAUGGCAAGCCGCUAUCCACAUCACGAAGCUACGAUGUGCCGCAGUUCUCCGAGGUGCUCCGCUAUUAUGCCGGAUGGGCAGAUAAAAACCAAGGCUCGGUGAUUGAUAUUGGAACAAAAAAGAUGGCCUACACAGUUAAGCACCCUGUCGGCGUAUGCGGCCAGAUCAUCCCCUGGAAUUAUCCCCUUGACACGGCAGCGUGGAAACUUGGCCCUGCCCUAUCGUGCGGAAACACGGUAGUGCUCAAACUGGCUGAGCAGACACCACUGUCCAUGCUUUACAUGGCGAAACUCAUACGCGAAGCGGGCUUCCCCCCGGGAGUUAUCAACAUCAUCAGCGGACGCGGCGGAGAGGCUGGUUCUGCUCUGGCACGUCACCCAGAAGUGGAUAAAAUCUCCUUUACCGGCAGCACAGCGACGGGCAAAGAAGUGAUGCGUAUGGCAGCUGGCACACUAAAGGCAGUCACUCUCGAGACGGGAGGCAAGUCACCGCUGAUUGUGUUUGACGACGCGAAUCUGGAGCAGGCUGUGAGAUGGGCGCACGAGGGAGUCAUGGCCAACCAAGGGCAGAUGUGCACGGCAACGUCACGGUUGUUGGUGCAAGAUGGAAUCUACGAUAGUUUUGUGGAGAGAUUCAAGGCUUUCACAGAGAAGACCUCGGUCCUGGGAGACCCAUUUGACCCCAAGACGUAUCAGGGGCCCCAGAUCAGCAAAGCACACGCAGAACACAUCUUGACAUACAUAUCAUCGGCACAAAGCGCCGGUACUGAAGUUUUCCAUCCCCGUGGGAAAUUGCCUUCAAAGGGCUUCUUCGUCCCGCCGACGGUCCUUACAAACGUCGACACCAGCACAGCGGCUUUUCAGGAAGAGAUCUUCGGCCCAGUUGCAGCCAUUGCGCGGUUCAAGAGCGAGGCAGAAGCUAUAGAAGUCUCCAACGCGAGUCGGUAUGGGCUUGCGGGUGCGGUUUUCACGAAAGACCUGGGGAGAGCACAUCGCGUGGCCCGGGAUCUGGAAGCUGGGAUGGUGUGGGUGAAUAGCAGCAAUGAUUCCGAUACAAGGGUUCCCUUUGGAGGGGUCAAGGAGAGUGGAUUUGGCAGAGAGCUUGGUGAAGAUGGAUUGAAGGGAUAUUAUACUGUUAAAGCGGUGCUUGUGAACCUGACGGAUGAGUGA